UGCAUUAGUAGAAAUACACGAGGCUAAAGUAUCAGUUCAAUAUGUCUUUAAAUAUUUCCCGUUUUUAACGCCUUGGGAAAUGGUAUCAGUUGUAUUAAUGCCUAGUAUAUCCUAUUUUAGCUUUUAUUCCGUAAGCUAUUUACUUAUUGGGAAAUAGAUGAAUAAAAUUAACUUUAACAAACAUAGGAAAAAUUAAGGAAGGGGAAAGUUUUUUCUUACUCAGGAUCAAGUAUUCUAAUGGCUCGACCUAAUGAAUAUGUGCUUAAGGUUCAUGGAUAUAGUUUAUUUAAUGUUAUCAUGCAAGUAGAAACAGAAAUAGAGCUAAUUCAAUGGAACAAAUGGUUUAACAUUAAGAGACAAUCAUCUUCAACAGACUCAUUAUCUUCCUUAUUUAAUAAUAAAGUAACUACAGUAGCUGAUCAAGUAUUCUCCUCUGCAAAAAAUAAUAAUAAUAAUGAUAAAUCCGCAUAUCGAACUAGAGAAAAAGAUGACAGAAUUUAUAACAAACUGGGCGAUAUUGAUAAUAAUCGAAAAUCCAAUUCCUUAUCAAAGAAUGAAACCAUACACAAUAAAUUCGAUUCGGACAUAACAGAACAAUUAUUAUUCCAAAGUCAAGUUGAUGAAGAAAGUGAUAUUGAAGAAGAAUGCGAGUAUAGAAGAGGAAGCACGACAACUGUUUCAACAUUAGUCAACUGCUAUUAUAAUAGACCUUUUUUAACAGAAUUAGAAUACGGUAUAAAUGAAAUUACAAAUGCUCAUGAAGCACAACGACAACGUUUAAGACAAAAUCAAAUGGAAACACACAGCAUACAUAAUCAGCCGGAAUCUUCUACCACAACAUGGUCUCGAAGUAGUGUACCUGCUCCUGGAAAUUAUACAAAUAAAUAUAACAUUAAUACUAAUAAUAGUAUCACGAAAGCUUCAUCUAUAUAUCAUACAGGACAUACUUUAUUUGAUGAAGAAUUAUCAGAAGACAUUACGACGUCAAAGACAACUAUUCAACUAAAAAAAGAAAGAAAAUAAAAGCAAAAGUUAUUAAAAUGUAUAAAAAUGUAAAACUAAAGCUGUUAGAAUAAGAUACAUUGAUACCAGCAAAAUAUAUAUUUGUAUAUGUAUACAUAUUAUUAUUCUAGCAAAUAUAUUUGGCAAACAAUUUUUAACAGUCU
Cokeromyces recurvatus is the source of this 1166-nucleotide messenger RNA. RefSeq lists its product as uncharacterized. The record is from RefSeq and is a predicted model, not a curated record. NCBI's taxonomy places the organism in Eukaryota, Fungi, Mucoromycota, Mucoromycetes, Mucorales, Mucoraceae. Bases 238 to 1023 code for a protein of 261 amino acids. The transcript has 2 exons.